This is a messenger RNA of Lathyrus oleraceus (garden pea), 396 nucleotides long. Its product is annotated as secreted RxLR effector protein 161-like. Lineage: Eukaryota; Viridiplantae; Streptophyta; Magnoliopsida; Fabales; Fabaceae. The record is from RefSeq and is a predicted model, not a curated record. The transcript has a single exon. Bases 1 to 396 code for a protein of 131 amino acids.
AUGAAGAACAUUCCAUAUGCUUCUGUUGUUGGAAGUCUUAUGUAUGCUCAAGUAUGCACAAGGCCCGACAUCGCAUUUGCUAUUGGAAUCUUAGGAAGAUAUCAGAGUAAAUCAGGUAUGGAUCACUGGAAAGCUGCAAAGAAGAUGUUGAGAUAUCUUAAAGGAACAAAAGAUUACAUGCUAAUGUAUAGGCAGACGGACAAUCUUGAUGUGAUCGGCUAUUCAGACUCCGAUUUUAUUGGUUGUGUUAAUUCUCGCAAAUCAACAUCAGAAUAUAUUUUUAUGAUGGCUGAUGGAACUAUUUCAUGGAGAAGUACUAAGCAAACCUUGGUUGAUACUUCUACUAUGGAAGCCGAGUUUGUCUCCUGUUUUGAGGCUACUUCUCAUGGUGUAUGA